Messenger RNA from Histoplasma capsulatum G186AR, 1881 nucleotides. RefSeq lists its product as uncharacterized. The transcript has 3 exons. The record is from RefSeq and is a predicted model, not a curated record. Bases 1 to 1881 code for a protein of 626 amino acids. Lineage: Eukaryota; Fungi; Ascomycota; Eurotiomycetes; Onygenales; Ajellomycetaceae.
AUGUCCCAAACUGCAACUACUGCCUCCUCCAGAAGGCGGAUGAAUAGGAGCUCCGAGGAAGCAUAUGCCUCACCUGUUCUGCGGUUUCUGUCUGAACCCCCAGUGUCGCUACCAUCACCUCACAUCUCGCAAGAGCGUUUCAGAAGGACUCGUGGUUCAAGCACUGAUGAGGAUGAGACUGAAGAUGGCAUUCUUAGCGAAGAUUUUCGGGUCGGUGGCCCGUUUCUAUGCACUGUUCCUGCCAUAGGUACUCCACUUGCGUCAGAUCAUCCACUCGAGAGACAGUGGCCAGAGCUACGCCCUAAGUUCAUCGAAAUCCUCUCGAAGUAUCGGAUCCAUCAUAGCACCAUGGAUCCAUGCCUUCGAACGUCUGAAACAUAUGAAGAUGAAGGCCCGAUUGAAACGGUCCUCAUCUGUGCACAUAGAACUGAGCGAGGCAAUUCCUGGAAAAACACGUGCAAAGAUGUCCUGUCGAUUCUGUGGUCCUCGGGCUUCGACAACGUUAGUGUGGAGUUGAUCGACGAGAGAGCGAAUAUUGAAAAGAUCACAUCUCCUGUGAUGCCUAAAGAUCCUAUUUAUAGCAAGUGGGAUGACAUCUCUCGCAAAAUUUGUGACCUCCUUGGUUUAGAGGGUUGGUUGUCUCUUGAGUGUUUUCGGAGGGGUACAAGCCAAGAUGCCCAAGAAAGUCAUCCCACUGUUUUGUUGACCGUGCCUCGUGAUACCACCAAAGAAUGGAAGAGCAAACGCGAUGAGAUUUCUAUGCUUCUGGAUAAUGAAGGACUUGGAGAGGUUGCUGUUGAGAUUAUCCGAAGCACGAUCUGGCGAGGAACAGAAGUCGGCUUGACUAGUGUCAUCCUCCCUGACCAUGCAUGGGAGACAAAGGUGAAACUGGGCGCGAGCAUUGGGGUCCAUAAUUCAGAUCACGGUGGCUCUACUUUGGGCGGAUUCGUCGAGUUGCUGGACUCAGAAAAGAACAAAUGGCACGUGUUUGGCCUCACAUGCUAUCAUGCAGUUGAACCAGGAAACGUCCCACCUAAUUCUAAGCUGGGAAAAGAUAUUGAGCGAUGGAGAGAUAUAGGAAUGUCAGUGCUGGAGUCGAGCAAGGCGAAUAUCCGCAUCGAUCAGCCCUCCUUGAAAGACCACAAUGCACGGAUGAAGAUGAUCAAGCAGAAUAUCGAGACAGUCAGGGAGCAAUCUCUGUACAAGCGAGUCAAGAAGGCCAGGAAUGACGGUGACUUCAUUAUCCCAAAGGAAGAACUGAUAUUUGAAAACAUGGAGAAAGCCAUCCUCAACGCUCUUUCUCUAAAACUCCGUGCGGAAAAGCAUUUCAACACCGGAUCCGCAACAUUGGGGAGAGUUUAUGCUGCGUCUGGGUUCCGGCUGACCUCUGGUAAUGACAAACGCCAGCUAGAUUGGGCGUUAAUAUCUGUGUAUCAAAAUCGUGUGGGGCAGAACAAAUUCCCACCAGUCGGUUCAUACAUUGACGAGCAUAUGGGUAUCACGUUCUCCGGUGAGGCUGUGGAUGAUCCCGCUGAUGCCAAGUUUUCGCAAUAUCAACGACUGUACAAGUUCGGUCGAAGAACGAAUUUUACCAUUGGCCGUUUUAGUGGCUUGAAAGUCUUAGAGCUUAAGUGUUGGAAAACUGGAAAUAUAAUUGUCGCCAAUGAGUGCUCCGUUACCAGUCUGCCAGGGUCAGAGGCCUUCUCGAAAAGAGGCGAUUCUGGGUCUUUCAUAGUUGAUUGUGUGGCCAACUUUGUUGGGUUGUUGUUCGCUGGGAACAAGGCCACUGGUGUCACUUAUUAUACGCCUGCAAAUAUCUUAUUUGAGGACAUUAAGCAGACGACUGGAGCCAGAGCUGUGCGUCUGCAACGGAAUCGUUGA